Solanum verrucosum is the source of this 1415-nucleotide messenger RNA. RefSeq names its product peroxisomal membrane protein 13-like. Gene Ontology annotation, cellular component: peroxisomal importomer complex; peroxisomal membrane; peroxisome. The coding region runs from base 100 to 1017 and encodes 305 amino acids. NCBI's taxonomy places the organism in Eukaryota, Viridiplantae, Streptophyta, Magnoliopsida, Solanales, Solanaceae. The transcript has 5 exons. The record is from RefSeq and is a predicted model, not a curated record. Gene Ontology annotation, biological process: protein import into peroxisome matrix, docking.
UCCCCUUAUCAAAUUUCUCUUUUCUUUCUCUCUCUACUUUCUCUCUCCAUCGUAGCGGUCAUCGACGGCGGCUCUUCUUCUUCCUCCUCUAUCCAUUUGAUGGAAAACGGACCGCCACAGCCGUCAGGUAGUAGCCCACCUCCAAAACCCUGGGAACGAGCUGGUUCUUCUUCAGGCCCUGCACCUUUUAAGCCCCCCUCUGCUGGUAGCACGAGUGACGUAGUAGAGGCAUCUGGAACAGCCAGGCCUGGUGAGAUUGUUUCAACUGCUAAUAGGAAUACAGCUGUUAAUAAUAGCACACUUGCAAGGCCUGUACCUACUCGACCUUGGGAGCAGCAGCAAACUUACGGUAGCUCAUACGGAGGUAUUAAUACAGGUAUGAAUUAUAAUUCUGGAUAUGGAACUGGAACAUAUGGUUCUUAUGGUGGUGGCUAUGGAAGCGGAAGCACAUACGGAAGUGGUUUGUAUGGAAACAGUAUGUACAGAGGAGGUUAUGGUGGACUUGCAGGCGGUGGCAUGUAUGGUGGAGGAAUGUACAAUAGUGGGUAUGGUGGCUCAAUGGGAGGUUAUGGCAUGGGCGGUAUGGGUGGUAUGGGCGGCAUGGGCAUGGGACCCUAUGGGGACCAAGAUCCAAAUAAUCCAUAUGGUGCUCCACCUUCUCCACCAGGCUUUUGGGUCUCCUUCAUGCAUGUGAUGCAAGGCGUUGUAACUUUCUUUGGCCGCGUUGCAAUGUUGAUAGACCAGAAUACCCAGGCAUUUCACAUGUUCAUGUCGGCACUCCUUCAGCUGUUUGAUCGCUCAGGGUUAUUAUAUGGAGAGCUGGCAAGAUUUGUGCUGAGAUUGCUGGGGGUCAAAACAAAGGCCAAUAAAAUUCAUCCCCCAGGCGCUAAUGCACCUCAUGGCCCUAAUGCACUUCCUGGUCCUCACCAACCUCGUGGUAAUCAGAACUUUAUCGAGGGACCUAAGGCUGCUCCAGGUGCUGCAUGGAACGAUGUGUGGGGUGAUAAUGCACAGUGAUAUAGAGUAGUGACUUACAAAUGUCACCUACCAUCGGAAGCCGUUGACAACAAGUUGCAGUUUGUUGAAAGCUACAGUAUAUAUAAGAGCUAUGCUGGUGUACUCGUAUGUAAAGCCAAUCAGCUUACCGUGCUGGAUUGAUUUGCUGCAUUUAAAUGAAUAAUAAUCUCGACUCCCCCCCCCCACCCCACCCCCUUCCCCUGCCAUAUUUGUGUGGGAUUGUAGGUUGUUAUAGAUCAAUGUGCACGUCAGUUUUGGAGACUGAACAACAUCGUUCUAGAAAUGAUGUGGUAUGAUUUCCAUUGAUUGGCGAUAAGAUGUUUCAUUGUUACAUCAUUUGUGUAAAUUCACCAAAUGCGAAGUUCUCAAUUUAUUUGACGAAUAUCUUAUUUGUUAUA